Molecule: messenger RNA, 4085 nt
Organism: Vitrella brassicaformis
Lineage: Eukaryota; Vitrellaceae
Source: the annotation of a GenBank genome assembly
UCAUUUGUCGAGCAUAUACAAGAAGACGGGCUGUCCGCUGCCCUCAAACACCACAGCCAGCACAUGCUCGCCCACAUCCUCUUCCCCUUCGCCGCCCGCAUCCAUCGCCCCUCUGCCCCGCUGCCCAGCCCUCCCUUGUCUGAAUGCCAGUGCCGUAGCUAUCGGCCGCACACUGCGGCCGUGAGGCAUCACUGGGCCGACCCUCUGUGACCGCAGCAGCUGUGCGGUCACUGUCGAGAACGUGUAUAGAAUCUGCUGACGAAUGACCCACAAGACAUCACCCCACACAGAGAGCUCAAAAGCAGGGGCAGGGGCCGACAGAUCAGCUGUAGAGGGCAUGUGGAUCUUGACCGGCAACAGGCGCCGAUUCCGGACGUCGAAUAUGACAAAGCGGAAGCUGCCCUCCACAGAGUAGCAGAAGGUGAUAUGUCGCUGAGGUGGGUUAGUCUUGACGUCGAUCAGCUUGCCCAUGACCGGCCUGCCUCCCGCUUCCUCACAUAUGACGGGCACAGCCAUGCCGCCAAGAGGGUCUUCAAACAGAGGGAUGAGCGAGGGGCUGCGAUGAAGCACUGGCUCGUCUGUUUUCGCACUAGCCGGCUGUCGCUGCUGCUGAGUGGUCAGAGGGUAGAUGAGACACUCUUGCUUAGUCGCUAUGUCGACAUCUCCGGUGAGUCGCUCCAUCUCGCUCUCCGCUGCCCGCUCAGAGAGGUCCACCACCACACAUUGCGGGCCCUCAGUGCUGGGCAGCCAGUAGAAGGCACACAGCGUGGUGGGGUCGAUCAAGAGGGGCAGCUCCGAAAACAACUCAUCUCGCUGGGGCACAUCAGACGUGAACUGCAGGCUUCGUGAUUUGCUGGCUGGCGGCUGGGGGAGCACGAAAUCCUCAAGCAUCAGCUGGAAUCGUUCCACCGGCGUGAAGGUGCCAAAGCCGCUUCGUUGGGAGAGCGAGUAGUGCCAGACGAUGAUCUUUCCAACCGCAUCCACGGUAACGAUCUCCUGUACACUUGUCUCGCUCGCUUUUGCCGGUGCCGCCAAAGCCACGAUGCGGGCCUUGUGUGCGAAGAAGAACUCACGAAUGGGCGGGGAGGGCUCGUCCUUGAUACUGCGUUGGCGUUUGGGUCUUGCGCGGCCCCUUCUGGCCGCCUCCUCCAGAGAAAGCAGCUUGGGGGCUUCCACUCCCUUUAGCAGCCCGACGUCGCUGGCCGACGGCAGGAUUAGGGAAGUAGAAGAAGAAGUAGCAGCAGCAGUAUCUUCUGCUCCUUCAGCGGCCUCAGUGCAUAAAUGUGAGUUGAGUUUGACCACUGUCCCGCCACCAAGUCCCAACAGGAAGCACGGCUGUUGGCCGGAGGGGCUCAAAAACGGCAGAAAUGUCGACCGAUAGACAGUCCAUUCCUGGGGUCUUCGCUUGUAAUCGUCCUCCUCCCCUUUGCGCGCGAAGUGCGCAUUGUUGAGCUCCAGCCGGCACGCUAGUGGGGGCGGUUUUCUCUUCUUGCCUCGGCGUCCUGGUGGAGCUUCAGUAAGGGAAAGCAUCCGCAAAAUUCCCUUCCCGUCGAUAGUGAGCAAAUCAGAAGCACCCCUGCUAAAGCUUAGUCGUCUCACAUGAGCCAUCUUGGUAGUGCGCGCCGUAGUGUUGGUCAAGUAUGGCAAGCCCUGUUCCGAGGGAGUAGCUGGAGUGAGAGCGGCAGCUGGCGAGGGAUUUUCGAUCUCUUGUUCCUCCUCGCCAUCUUUUUGCUCCUCGUGUUUCUCUUCCUGUUCCUCAUCAGCCGAUUCUUCUUUUCUAAUGUCGCUGAGAGGCGCCCGAGUGGCCUCCCCCUCUGCUUGUGCCAGCAGAGUGGGCACCGCCCACACCAGUAUAUUGCCCUUCUCAGUGCCGAUCGCCAGCGCGAGGCCGAGGGUAGAGGAUGUCGAGGCACACAGCACCGAUGGCAGGCCGUGUUUCUUCUCAUGGGCCAGCUCGGGGAGCGCUCGGAUUGACAGGUGCUUCUUAGCAAAGUCUUGUUCCCGUGCCCAUGAAGGAUGGGUAGAGACGUCAAGCAGACGCUGCAUGCGAUCGGUUUCCGUCUCGUCAAAGGGUUCCUGCGAGCAAGGGGACACACAUAGAUAAGAUUCUGACAAGGCAUGAAUGUUGAUGUGUACCUCAGUGGGUAUGCGAUACAUUGGCAACACGCCGAUGUCCAAGGGGAUCUCUUCCGGCUCAGGAAUGUCACGAACCCCACCGCCACUGUACCACACCGCUGUGUCGUACUCACCACCGUUGACAAAUAUGCCAGAGUAGUCGGGCUGCACCCUCCCAGUGCGGUCUUCUUUCCACUCGACCUUUGUGGCUUCAUCGCCGUCUCUCUCCUUGAUAAUCUGUUGAAGGGCAUCGGCAAUCUGUGAGACCACUGGAUGGUCAGGAGACGUCGGCUGUCCUUGGCUUUGUGUCUUCAGCUCGUGUAUGUGGCGGCUGAGAGGAAUGGGAGACACCCACGUGCUCUCCCAGUAGGCCGGAUUAUCCUCAGUCCACUGCACCUUCCUGUCCGGGGAUUUCCUUUUCUUUGCUUUCUUUGCAGCCUCCUCUUCCCGCUCAAUAAAUGCGUCGUAUCCAGCCGCAUCGUAGAUGCCGCAUGCGAAUGAUUCAGCAAUGUAUCUCUCCACCCCCUUGACGUAAGCCACCACUUCCUGCGUCACCUCGUGCACGCCCUCGGAAACAGUCUCCUCCAAGUAUUUCAAAGCCACACUCGCAGCCGCAUAUUUGUUCAGCCAGUCGAGUGUCAGGGAAGGCUCUCUCUCGUCCUUCUCUUCCCAUUUCUGUUUUCUCUCCUCUGCUGCCUGGACGUCGUUGAUUGUGAGGGAGCGGUCCACAGCUGCAUCGGCACAUUGCAGGAGCAGCUGGCGGCAGAAGCGUCCCAAUGGCGAGCCAUCAGCCUUGGUGAGCUGUGCAUCAGGAGAGAUCUUCUUGAGCUCUUGUUGCCAGUGCCUGAGUCGCUCCCACAGCUGCUUGGUGCUGUGCUCCCGAGACACCAGUGCCAUGCUCGCGUCCUCGACGAGCUUCUCCAUCGGCUGGGCGAUGGAGUCAUAUACAUCCUUGCCGUCCUCUUGCUGCGGCAUCUGGUUGGCCAGUAUAUAUUUCAGCGGUGGGCUGUCGCCUUCCCUCAGGGCCAUUAGAAAGGCCUGGCCCUUGGAUAACAGGAACUCCUGCUGCCGCAGCCUUAUUCGUGUCGUCUUGAGGUUGGUGUGAAGCUCCAGCCGCCUCUCAUUCAGCCGUUGGAUCUCCUUAUUCCUUGCUGUGGUCUCUGCCCGGUGCUCUUUCGUGAGAUUCUCCAUGAUUUGGUCAGCAAGCCGCUUUACAAGUGUGUCGGCGGUCGGGGCGUUUGAUGGGUCCAGAGCCGAUGUCUCCUUGAUGGCUGCAAGGGCUUCAGGAGUGUCGAGAAUGGGUGAGAAGAGAAUGGUCGAUGUGGCUGCGUCCUUGAGGCACUCGAUGUUGUAUUGGUCCAGGCGCUGCCAUUUCUCCGUGAUGGCGUCCAGCUGGCCCUGCAUGCACCGCAUACAUGACUGCCCGGUAGGAUGGUACAUCGACGCAGGAGGGCUGACCUCUUUGAGUUUGAGCAGUCUGUCCAAGACGUCCAUAUGGUGCUGAAUCUGCUCCCUCUGCAGCUCUUGCAAAGCCGCCCUGCCUUUUGCAUCCUCAAUGUCCUUUUCCCUCACAAUCUUGUCGCAAUCCCCUUGCCGUUUCUGUAUGGCCUCCUGCUUGACCUUAAGCUCCAGCACGGCAUCCCGCAGGGCCAACCGCUCAUCCAUGUGGUCGGCAUCGUACCUCCUCAGCUCCUCAAUCCGUCUUUUUAUCUCUCCUAUCCUUCGGACGGCCUCGCUCUUCCUUUUCUCCUCAAGGCGGCCACGAGCGUCUUCGAGCUCGGAUUCCAGGUGGGCCACUUCGUUCUCCAGCCGCCCCAGCUCCUCGCGUUCGGCCUGCACUGUUGUGACGGGCUGGGGCUUGGCAUCCGCUCCUGCAGGGGGCGGGGACGAUGCGAUAGGCUGGGGCUGGUCUUGCAUGCUGUCAGUAGCCUCAGCAGAGGCCUCCUCGUGCGUCUGAUACGUCAUUUCCA